Messenger RNA from Sporothrix brasiliensis 5110, 1023 nucleotides. Its product is annotated as translation initiation factor 3 subunit I. Gene Ontology annotation, molecular function: RNA binding; protein binding; translation initiation factor activity. NCBI's taxonomy places the organism in Eukaryota, Fungi, Ascomycota, Sordariomycetes, Ophiostomatales, Ophiostomataceae. The transcript has 3 exons. Gene Ontology annotation, cellular component: eukaryotic translation initiation factor 3 complex, eIF3m; cytoplasm. Gene Ontology annotation, biological process: cytoplasmic translational initiation. The record is from RefSeq and is a predicted model, not a curated record. Bases 1 to 1023 code for a protein of 340 amino acids.
AUGCGGCCGAUUUUACUAUCUGGGCACGAGCGUGCCCUCACGCAAGUGAGAUACAACCAUGACGGCGAUUUGAUCUUCUCCGUGUCCAAGGAUCAGCACAUCUGCGCCUGGUACGCACACAACGGCGAGCGUCUCGGAACAUACCAGGGCCACCAGGGCGCCAUCUGGACAGUCGACGUCGACCCGACAACGACGAUUCUGGCCAGCGGCUCGGCCGACAACACGAUCCGGCUAUGGGACGCCAUGACGGGCAAGCUGCUCAAGACGUGGGAGUUCCCGACGGCCGUCAAGCGCGUCGAGUUCAACGAGGAUGCCACGCAGCUGCUGGGCGUGACGGAGAAGCGCAUGGGCCACCUGGGCACCAUUGUGGUGCUAGACAUCAAGGUCGACGUGGAGGCGGAGCAGACGGACGAGCGCGCCAUGACGAUUGUCUGCGACGAGAGCAAGGCCACCGUCGCCGGCUGGAGCUACCUGUCCAAGUACAUCAUUGCGGGCCACGAGGAUGGCUCGGUAUCGCAGUACGACGGCAAGACGGGCGAGCUGAUUUACAACGUGCCGAUCCACGACCUGAACCAGCCCAUUACGGACCUGCAGUGGUCGCCCGACCGGACAUACUUCAUCACGGCGUCCAAGGACAAGACGGCCAAGCUGGUGUCGGCCCGCGACCUGACCGUGCUCAAGACGUACACGGCCGACACGCCGCUCAACAGCGCCUGCAUAACCCGCAAGAAGGACUUUGUCAUUCUGGGCGGCGGUCAGGCGGCCAUGGAGGUCACGCAGACGGCGGCCCGCCAGGGCAAGUUCGAGGCCCGCUUCUACCACAAGAUCUUUGAGGACGAGAUUGGCCGUGUCCGUGGCCACUUCGGCCCUCUGAACACCGUUGCUGUCGAUCCUACCGGCAAGGGUUACGCGAGUGGAGGUGAGGACGGUUACGUGCGUGUGCACCAGUUUGACAAGGGCUACUUUGACUUCCUGUACGAGGUGGAGCGGGAACGGGCGAACCAGCUGGCUCUGCAGCAGUAG